AUGGAUGGGGUUCUUGUUGCUAAUGAAUUGGUGGAUUAUUCUAAUAGGGAAGGGAAAGAGUGUCUUCUUUUUAAAGUGGAAUUCGAAAAAGCUUACGAUAAAGUGAGUUGGAAUUUUCUUAGAUAUAUGAUGAGGAGGAUGGGGUUCGGGAUAAGAUGGAUGAGGUGGAUGGAGUCUUUGGUUUUUACAAGCAAUAUGUCGGUUCUUGUUAAUGGUAGUCCUACCAAGGAAUUUGGUGUGGAAAGAGGAUUACGUCAAGGUGAUCGUAUUUCUCGUUUUCUAUUUGUCGUUGUGGCGGAAGGUCUAAAGGUUUUGGUAGGUAAGGCGGUUGAAAAUGGAGAUUUCAUGAGUUGUAACGUUAAUGGAAAUUUUUUUAUUGAUAUUCUUCAAUUUGUAGACGACACUUUAUUGGUAGGAAAUGGGAGUUGGAACCAUCUUUGGGCGAUAAAGGCGGUUUUAAGAGGCUUUGAAUUGGUGUCGGGGUUAGGAAUUAAUUAUCACAAGAGUAAGCUUAUUGGUAUCAACAUUAAUCCGCAUUUUUUGGAAGAAACAACUUCUUUUCUUUCUUGUAGGACGGAGGCUAAAGAAUUUAAUUUUCUCAGUGGUUCUAAUCCUAGAAGAAUCUCUUCUUGGAGGCCUCUCUUGGAAAACAUUAAGAGGAGAUUGAACUCUUGGAAAGGGAGAUGGCUUAGUUUUGGAGGGAGGAUUACUCUUUUAAAACCGAUUUUGAGUAGUUUGGCGAUUUUCACUCUAUCCUUUUACAAAGCCCCUAAGAAGAUUAUUAAGGAGAUUAAUAAGAUGCAAAGCAAUUUUUUGUGGGGGGGGUUCGGAGGGGAUCAAGAAAGUUUAUUGGGAGCCUCGAAUGCUUUGUGGUUUCGGAUGUUGAAGGCAAGAUACGCGGAUGUUAAAUUAUGUGCAGCAGCUGGAGUUAAGAAUUUUGUGAAGAAAAGUAGUAGAUCGGUUUGGUGGUCGGAUAUUUUAGCUUUGGGGAAAAAGCUUCCGGAAGAGUUUUUUGCUAAGUCUUGUAAAUUUCGGGUUGGCCUUGGUUAUUCCAUAUCUUUUUGGCAUGCUCGAUGGUUGGAUGAGGGAAUUAUUAAGGAUAUUUUCUCGGAUCUAUUUGCUUUGUCUCUCUUGCAAGAUGCUUCGAUUGGAGGUAUGGGAGGUUGGAUAGACGAUGUUUGGCAUUGGGGAGACCUCGACAUUCUGAACCCGACUGUCACGGGCAGUACCACGGAUGUUAACAGGCUUAUGCUGCUGCUGCCAGCGCCUGUUCACUCUCCUGGCAGCACUGAUACGACAUCUUGGCUUCACACGGGAGACGGUAUUUUUUCAGUUUCCUCAUGCUAUAAGGUUCUAUGA
This is a messenger RNA of Vicia villosa (hairy vetch), 1359 nucleotides long. RefSeq lists its product as uncharacterized. The transcript is spliced from 2 exons. NCBI's taxonomy places the organism in Eukaryota, Viridiplantae, Streptophyta, Magnoliopsida, Fabales, Fabaceae. Bases 1 to 1359 code for a protein of 452 amino acids. The record is from RefSeq and is a predicted model, not a curated record.